Aplysia californica (California sea hare) is the source of this 1504-nucleotide messenger RNA. RefSeq names its product probable serine/threonine-protein kinase clkA. Lineage: Eukaryota; Metazoa; Mollusca; Gastropoda; Aplysiida; Aplysiidae. The record is from RefSeq and is a predicted model, not a curated record.
GUUCGGUCAUUCAAGAGGCGAAGUCGGAACCUGCCUUUCAGGGCCAAGCCAUGCUGAGAGGAAUGCAACGUCGCAAUCAAAAGACUGAGGUAGUAGGGGAAAAUGUUCCCCAGAUGAGAAUCGAACUCGAGUCUUCUGCGUGCCACAGAAAGGAACGCCAGACUCGAACUUGCCUGUUAGACCGUCGGAGUCUUGCCGGGCAGUUUGUUCCUCCAUCAGUCAUGGCAGCAUUGGCGGCAUGGUUCAACGACCACGGAGAAGAUCAAGGCACCACAUCACAUAUGGAGCAAAGAAUGAAGGACCCUGGCGCCCCCUCCCACAACAGACCCAGAUGGCUGGAGGAGAUCCUCCUGCUUGGACCAGACAUCUCGGCCACCAACUGUCCAGACAUUGCAGCGUGUCCACUCUUGUACCGGUCACUGGACGCACGGGGCUGCUACCAAUGUGACUGGCCAGAGGAGUCAAGCCAGAGCUCAGCUCCGCCCCCAAAAUCACAAACCACACGACAUGUUGCUACAGAGAGUGUCUGGACAAGCCCAGACCACGAACAUCUGGCAGACUUCCACACACAGCCAGAGUUUGGUCUGGACUCCCUCAGAGUGACGUCAGCGGUCGCCGUGUCCAGUUCGUCGUUUGGCUCUCAAGUCGGCUCAGACAGUCUCACAAGUUUUGACAACUUAGAAGAUGAUUCUUCAAAUAUCGGUCAUAGUCUAGAUCCAGAACAAAGAUGGCGUCUCGAAGAUGACCAACGUUUUCUUUUCUCAAAUCUAGAACGAGAUGCGGACAAAGACAGCCUGAUUCAAGGUCAUUCACGUGAUGAGGUGUUCGGUAUUUCCUCUUCCGAAACUUGGUCUGACAACAAAAGCAAAGAAAGAGUUGCUUUUAAAGAAAUCCUUUCAGCGAACAGGGUUGGAAAUACCUUGAUACAUAACAAGCGUCCCCCUUUCCAGCGAGGAAAAGAUGGUCUGUUCAAUGAUUACCCAAUGUCAAGGUCGUUUUCGGAGAAAUACCCCUUGUCUCAAGUGCGCAUGGCGUACGAUGCGAAAUUUGGACUUGGUGACGUAGCCAGUGCCGGUGGUUACACCAACUUUGGAAGUAACGGGGCAAACGCUGGGAACUCCUAUAACAGUUUGGAUUACCGUAACUAUGACUACAACAACGACUAUAACGGUGUUGACUACAAUAAUAACAAUUUUGGAAAAUUUGGGUCAGAUAGCGGAUUUGGUACAAGCGGUGGGGGUGGAGGUCGGGAUUAUUACGGGCAAAAUACGUUUCAAAACGAUGAUAAAAGUCAGGAUAAUGGCGGUGAGAAGAGCAUAGAAAAUGACCACACUCACAAAGAUGAUGACGGUGUUGGUGGUGAUAAUGGUGGUGAUAACAAUGAUAACAAUGAUAAGGAUGACAGAGACAGUAAUGAUGACUUUGUGGAUCCUGACUCAUACGCCAAUAAUGAGGGGAGCGAUAAAGACAAGGAUCACGCCAGCAGCAGCAGCAACAAUAACAA